Messenger RNA from Cadophora gregata, 300 nucleotides. RefSeq lists its product as uncharacterized. The record is from RefSeq and is a predicted model, not a curated record. Lineage: Eukaryota; Fungi; Ascomycota; Leotiomycetes; Helotiales; Ploettnerulaceae. The coding region runs from base 1 to 300 and encodes 99 amino acids. The transcript has a single exon.
AUGGCAUGGGUUACUGCUGUUUUGGGGGGACCGGUGACUUACCUUGGAAGUGUCUGUGUGAUAUUGGUUGUGGCAGUGGAUCUCCGAGUCAUGGCUGGAGGUGUGAUGUAUGAUGAAGUUUGGAUGACACAGUUGAUCAAUCCGUUCCUUACCCGAAAGUGUUCUUGUGGUAGGCAGAACUUGCGUAUCAUAGACCUAGAUAUUAGAGGUAAAGGUGGGAGGGGAGACCCGACCAUGUUCAUGUCCCUUGCAAUCAUCUAUCAUGCUGGGCAUCGAUCAUAUAAUAUCAGUCCAAACUAA